CGAGUGUUCACCGCUCCGGAAGGUCUCGCGGGAAGUCCCCUGAGAAGCGACGAUAAUCGGGGCCGAGUGUGUGCUCGGUGAAGAACCCGUCGUCACGCGCGCCCACCACCACGCGAGCUGUACUCCACGCAUUCAUUAUUACGCAGCCACAACGUAGGGAUCGGAGACGUAUCACGCUGCUCGUUGUAACGUAAAUAAGUCUCUCUCUCGUGUCUGCACGAAUGUGCUUUUUCUUCCGGAUUCUCGACUCUAAAAACAGGAUAUAUCUUAUAUCUAACGACAGAAGCAAGAAAUUCGGUCAAAAAGAGGAAGAAGACUUUUGACAAAGUAAAGCAAUACCUGAUUAGUAAUUAAAUACAUUACUGAUAUAAUAUAAAUUAUUCGACAAAUUGGAUAAUUGGAUAAUUAUCUUGCUCGCGACACAGAUAACUGUCAAGUGGAAUUUUCCUCGUUGACGAAGAGAUAAUCCGUAUGUACCAAUGACAAUCUCCCGCAACGAGCAAUCGGACUUGAAGAAAGAACAGAAAAACAAGAGCAACUCCAUGAGACAUUGCAAGCAUUAUUCCGAAAAGGAUGAUGAUGGUAUCAAGCGAUUGCGAGGUGACGGACUCGUCGUCAGGAUGCAUUCGAAUCACCGUGUAUUGGAGAUCGUAGGCGAUGGCUGCUGGAUUGCCCUGUCCAAGAACUCCGGCAGCGUUCACGUAAUCGGUGACGGUUGCAGGCUGCGUGUGAACCAAAACGUGGGCGAUAUCGAGUACACCGGCGAUGGCGGACGGAUCCUUCUUGGACCGGACUCUUCUAAAGGAAAAGUGAAGUUUGUGGGCGACGGUGGAAAGGUCAUCCUCGAUUCGAGUCCCGAGGCAGAUUCGAAGUUGUCGAAGGAACAAAGAAAUAGGAAAACCUACGCACAGAAAGGUACGUGUAAGGAAGUUAUUGAUAAAAUAUCGGAAUGGGAAGAUGAUAGGAUAUUGAAUCGAGAGAAUCUGGACAAUAUCGUGAACGAUGUGAAGGAGGAGUGCCAGAGGAAGUACGGGAAGCGCAUCGAGGAAACACGGAAAUCCUUGCGGUAUCCAACCGUUACGAAGAUCAUCACGAAGAUCCAAAGUGACGGUCAAUGCGUAACGAAACGCUUCGGCGAUUCUUCGUCGAUCGUUAAUUUCCGUGGUCGAAACGGCCCCGUAACGAAAAGUGUGUCGAGAAGUUCGGGCACGAAUGUCGAAUGAUGUAACUAGAAGAAUUUGGUUGGUGUUAUAUAGAAAUGUAUGUUUCUAGAAAAAUAAAUGAUCAAGUGUAAUCAAGAGCUGGUUACACGUAAUCAUUG
Molecule: messenger RNA, 1321 nt
Organism: Pogonomyrmex barbatus (red harvester ant)
Lineage: Eukaryota; Metazoa; Arthropoda; Insecta; Hymenoptera; Formicidae
Product: poor Imd response upon knock-in
Source: RefSeq, a predicted model, not a curated record